Molecule: messenger RNA, 2954 nt
Organism: Gavia stellata (red-throated loon)
Lineage: Eukaryota; Metazoa; Chordata; Aves; Gaviiformes; Gaviidae
Gene: PPFIBP2
Product: PPFIA binding protein 2
Exons: 28
Coding region: 1-2868 (955 amino acids)
Biological process (GO): neuromuscular junction development
Cellular component (GO): presynaptic active zone
Molecular function (GO): protein binding
Source: RefSeq, a predicted model, not a curated record
AUGGCUUCUGAUGCUAGUCAUAUGCUGGAAGCAGCUUUGGAGCAGAUGGAUGACAUCAUUGCAGGAACAAAGUCGGCUACAGAGUAUACUAACGGUGGUUAUGAUAUUGUGUCACCUGCUCCUUCAGUAUACUUGGGCACAUUUCAAGUUUUGCAUCUCCUGGAAGAUCUAAAGAUGGCAUUGGAAAUGCUAGAGGAUCCUCAAGAGAAAGAAGCAUUGCGAAGUCAAAUUCCGGGGGCCACAGCAGUCUGUAUACGGGAGUGGUUUGAGGAGAAUCUGUCACAGGUGAAUCAUCAUUCAUCUAAUAAUGAAACCUAUCAAGAAAGAUUGGCACGAUUAGAAGGUGAUAAAGAGUCGCUCAUACUGCAGGUGAGUGUUCUUACAGACCAGGUGGAAGCUCAAGGAGAGAAAAUCCGGGACUUAGAAAUCUGUCUUGAGGGGCAUCAGUUGAAACUGAAUGCUACAGAAGAAAUGCUUCAACAGGAGUUGCUAAGUCGAACAUCACUAGAGACUGAAAAGUUAGAUCUAAUGGCUGAAGUUUCAGACCUGAAGAUUAAGCUGGUUGGUAUGGAAAAGGAACAGAGUGAAUACGAAGAGAAACAGAGCAAAGCUGAGGGUUUGCUACAGGAACUUAGACACCUCAAAAUUAAAGUGGAAGAACUGGAAAAUGAAAGAAAUCAAUACGAAUGGAAAUUAAAAGCAACUAAAGCUGAGAUAGCCCAGCUUCAAGAGCAAUUAGCUCUCAAAGAUGCAGAAAUAGAACGCUUACAAAGUCAGCUAUCUAGGACCUCAUCACAUAGUGAAGUGGCAGAAAGAGAGGAAGUUUAUAGGAGAAGGCUAAAAGAAAAACAUCAAGAAGUUCAACGGUUGAAGAUAGGAAUGGAAUCAUUAUUGGCUGCAAAUGAAGAAAAGGACCGUCGAAUAGAGGAGUUAACCCUAUUGCUAAGCCAGUACAGGAGGGUCAAAGAGAUAAUGAUUGCAGCUCACGGCUCUUCCAUCUCUGGUGGCAGUGAAGAGGAACUUGAGACAACUUUAAGGAAGUGGAAUCUUUUGAAUAAUCCUCAAGGAGAAUUAUUUAAAACAGAGGCCUCUUCAGGAGAUUUGUCACCAGCUAUGCUCUCUCCAGUGCCACACAAAGCUAUGGAAAUCAGUGGAAGCAUUCCAGUAUUUUCAACUAAUUUAACCUCUCCACAAGAAGAAUCUUUGGAAAUCAUAAAUAGGGUUCCACAGAAAAAAAAGUCAAGUAGUUUAGAAGACUUGCAGAGUGAAUCCCUGGAAAAGUAUGUAGACGGAAAACCAGUACAGCCUGUUGUAGAACAAGAGAGUAAGCCACUUGUGAAAGGCAGCAAGUAUCAAACCUUGCCAGGGAAGCUGCCUCGACCCUUACAGAAUGGAGAGCAGGGAACAUAUAAUUCGCCGGAUGGGUGUGGCAUGAACGACAAGGAGGACAACAGCGUCUUGGGCCUAAAUCGCAUCAGGAGUGUCAGUGCACCAGUGUUAGGAGAAACAGAGAAUGUGGAUGGUACAGUAGUCACAGAUGACCUUUCACCUCUUUCUUCGGGAACGGAUUCAGGUCCACUAUCUCCAUUGUCUCCAGAAAACAGAAAGAGUCCAAAAGGGAUCAAGAAAAUCUGGGGAAAAAUAAGAAGAACUCAGUCAGGUAACUUCCCUGCAGACGACCUUGGUUUGGCAGAGUUUCGAAGAGGUGGUCUCCGUGCAACAGCUGGACCUCGGUUAUCCCGAUCAAAGGAAACCAAAGGCCAGAAAAGUGACUACAAUGCUCCGUUUGCUCAGUGGAGCACUGAAAGAGUUUGUAACUGGCUUGAGGACUUUGGUCUCGGUCAGUAUGUCAUUUUUGCACGGCAGUGGGUGACUUCAGGCCAUACGCUGUUAACUGCGACACCUCAGGACAUGGAAAAGGAGAUGGGAAUAAAGCAUCCACUGCACAGGAAGAAAUUGGUUUUGGCCAUUAAAUCAAUAAAUGCAAAACAAGAUGAGAAGUCUGCACAACUCGAUCAUAUCUGGGUGACACGAUGGCUUGAUGAUAUUGGUUUACCUCAGUACAAAGACCAGUUUCAUGAAUCCAGAGUUGAUGGGAGAAUGUUGCAGUUCUUAACAGUGAAUGACCUUCUUUUUCUGAAAGUCACCAGCCAGCUGCAUCAUCUGAGUAUUAAAUGUGCCAUUCAUGUGCUCCAUGUCAAUGGUUUUAACCCCCACUGUCUACGCAGGAGACCAGUUGAGGAGAAUAACGUUUCGCCUUCUGAAGUGGUUCAGUGGUCCAAUCAUAGAGUGAUGGAAUGGCUCAGAUCAGUCGAUCUGGCAGAAUAUGCACCAAACCUUCGAGGAAGCGGAGUGCAUGGUGGCCUGAUUAUUCUCGAACCUCGCUUCAAUGGUGAUACACUGGCAAUGCUGCUGAACAUUCCACCUCAAAAGACCCUGCUGCGACGCCACCUAACAACCAAUUUUAAUGUAUUAAUUGGACCAGAGGCACAGCAAGAAAAAAGAGAAAUAACGGAGUCAACAGCAUACACGCCCCUGACCACCACUGCCAAAGUUCGGCCAAAGAAACUUGGAUUUUCACAUUUUGGAAACUUAAGAAAGAAGAAAUUUGAUGAAUCAACAGACUACAUUUGUCCUAUGGAUACAAACCCAGCUGCUACGAAUGGUAGUCAGAAAAACUAUGGUGGAUAUAAAGGACUUAGUCCGUUUAGUGAUAAGGAACUGGAUCAGAUGGAACAUUCAGAAGGAACAGUAAUGCAAAUAGGGGCUCUUUCUCAAGGCAUAAGCCAUCUUACGACGAUGCUAAGCCAAGAUGAAAUGCUGAAUGACAGCAGAUUUUUAACACCUACCUUUGAAGACUGGAGAUGAUGUUUCAACAUGACCAAGAACAGUAACACCUCAUGCCUGUCCCAGAGGGGUGGGCCAGGAGAAGCUUGAUGCUGUGGUGCAGAAAA